AUGUCCAUGUACGAAGUCUCAACCCAUGCAUAUACCAAUGACCCCUCGCAUUACAAGCAGCUUGAUCUAUACAUUCCACAUGCUGGUAGUUCUCAUUCGCCAUUACUUGUCUUCGUGCAUGGUGGAGCAUGGCGAUCCGAGGACAAGGCUGAUCACCGAGCACUUGCUGAAGCGUUUGUUGCACGUGGAUAUCCUGUCGCUGUGACCAAUUACAGAUUGAGUCUAUGUGAAGUUGAAGGCCAACCACCCACUGUACAGCAUCCAGCACAUAUCCAAGACACCCUUGAAGCGAUUGAAUUCUUGGCUCAUCAUCCUCCCAAAAAGAAUGCCUAUGACCCAUCCAAGCUCUAUUUGAUUGGCCACUCAGCAGGAGGACACAUUGUGACAAGCCUGUUGCUAGAUUCAACCUAUGCCAGCAAAGCUCAUGCCUAUGUUCGUGGUGUAGUGGGAGCGGAUGGUAUCUAUGACCUGCCAUUACUACUCAAGACGUAUCCAAACUAUGACUUUGUUGCUCAAGCAUUUGGCUCGGAUCCAUCUCUUUAUGCCGACGCAUCUCCAGUCACUCAAUCUCCCAUUCCAUCACUUAUGCCACCACCACCCAUGCUGAUUGUCCAUAGUCUCGAGGAUGAUCUACUCGAUGUUGAACAAGCCAAUGCCAUGGUACAUCAUUUGCAAAAUAUCGGUGCAAACGUCAAGCUUGAUACAUCCGUCAAAGGCAAACAUUACGACAUGUUGUAUACCAACGAGUUUUAUGAUUUGGUCAUUCGCUUCGUCAAGGACAACAACGGCGUUUAG
This is a messenger RNA of Lichtheimia ornata, 795 nucleotides long. RefSeq lists its product as uncharacterized. Bases 1 to 795 code for a protein of 264 amino acids. The record is from RefSeq and is a predicted model, not a curated record. Lineage: Eukaryota; Fungi; Mucoromycota; Mucoromycetes; Mucorales; Lichtheimiaceae. The transcript is spliced from 2 exons.